CAGAGUUUUAAACAUCUGCUGAAGUUUUCUAAAACAAGGAGCUACAUUUACACCUGUCAGCCACAUAAACACCUCUGAGCUGUAAAAUAAGUCAAAGAGCAGCUACAGUUACAUAAACUGUAACUGUUUACGUAACUUCAUCUCUGCAGGAUGAAGGUGUGGAUAGGAGUCACCCUGCUGAUAGCAGUCGCUAUUCUGCUUGUGAUGAGUCAACUGCUGCCCUGGCCCUUUCACUUACACAACAAUGACACUGUGCAGAGAAUUUACAUCGGCUCCAUGGGAAUCAGCAACCAGCGAUUCCUGCAAGAGCAUGAAGAUCCCAGCAGCGCAGAGUUUACUCAGCUGGCCGCUCGAGUCAGCCAACAGCUGAAACUGAUUUACUCCAAAAACUCAGUGCUGGCCAAAUACUUCAACCGCAACACCGUCCAGGCCUUCAGUGAGGGUGACAGCGGGGACGACAGCAUUGUGGUGUAUUAUGAGUCCGAGUUUGAUGUCCCCGUCCCUGAGCAGACCACUGUGGAUGAAGCCAUUGAGUCUCUGGAGCCUCCAGCAGAAAGUGAAUGGGGCCAACAGGGACAAGGACUGCUGAAACCCAGUGACACCCUGAACAUCAGCAGCAUCAUCUCACAAGUUAUAGAUCCACGCUUGACCAGGUCCACAUUAGCUAAGAGGAAGUUCUUCAACAUCCAUGUCAGGAAUCGUGGAAUUGUGCAUUCUCCGGGGUUUCCAGACUAUCUUUAUCCUCCAAAUGCCAACUUUCAGUGGAGGCUUCGGGCGGAACCCGGCCACCGAGUUAGGCUUGACUUUCACACUCUGAACUUGGAGGACGACUGUCAGCGCGACUUCAUCAAAGUCUAUGAUUCGCUGGCUCCCAUAGAGAAACGUGCUCUGACAGAACAGUGUGGGAAUCCUCAAAAAUUAUUGUCCUUCUUCUCUUCUGGAAACGUCAUGUUACUAACGCUGGUCACAAAUGAGAAAAAAAACUUCCUUGGUUUCGAAGGAAGCUACUCCCAGAUUCCUUCGGCCAAACGAACUUGUCCAGGAAGAUUCCAGUGCAACAACAACAAGUGCGUCAGCAAGACUUCUCAGUGUGAUGGCUGGGACGAUUGUGGUGACAACAGCGAUGAAAUCAACUGCACUUGUACAGGAAUGUUCCAGUGCAACAACAACAAGUGCGUCAGCAAGACUUCUCAGUGUGACGGCUGGGACGAUUGUGGUGACAACAGCGAUGAAAUCAGCUGCGUCUUUUCAGCUUGUACAGGAAGAUUCCAGUGCAACAACAACAAGUGCGUCAGCAAGACUUCUCAGUGUGACGGCUGGGACGAUUGUGGUGACAACAGUGAUGAAAUCAACUGCACUUGCCCGGGAAGAUUCCAGUGCAACAACAACAAGUGCGUCAGCAAGACUUCUCAGUGUGACGGCUGGGACGAUUGUGGUGACAACAGUGAUGAAAGCAACUGCACUUGUACAGGAAUGUUCCAGUGCAACAAUAGCAGGUGCAUCAGCAAUACUUCUCAGUGUGAUGGCUGGGACGAUUGUGGUGACAACAGCGAUGAAAUCAACUGCACUUGUACAGGAAUGUUCCAGUGCAACAAUAGCAGGUGCAUCAGCAAUACUUCUCAGUGUGAUGGCUGGGACGAUUGUGGUGACAACAGUGAUGAAAUCAACUGCACUUGUCCUGGAAAAUUUCAGUGCAACAAUAACAGGUGCAUCAGCAAUACUUCUCAAUGUGAUAGCUGGAACGAUUGUGGUGACAACAGUGAUGAAAUCAACUGCACUUCAGUGGUGUGCUCAGCGUUCACCUUCCACUGCAGUAAUGGACUCUGCAUCAGUAAACUGAACCCAGAGUGUGAUGGAGUGCAGGACUGUGAGGACGGCUCUGACGAGGCUAACUGUGAUUGCGGUACGAGUUUGUACAGUAGCACUCGUAUUGUGGGAGGUCAGGGAGCUAAUGUGGGUGAGUGGCCCUGGCAGGUCAGCCUCCACUUCAAGGGGCUAGGACACAUGUGUGGAGCCUCUGUGCUGAGUGACCGCUGGCUGCUGACUGCUGCCCACUGCGUCCGAGACACUGCUGUUUACAAGCUGUCUCAGGCCGACAAAUGGGAGGCUUUCCUGGGAUUGCAAGUGCAGAACCAGACCAAUGAGUGGACAGUAAAGAGGGGUGUGAAGCAGAUCAUCGCUCACAGGUACUACAACAGCUACACUGAAGACAGUGACAUUGCGUUGAUGGAGCUGGACACCAGAGUCAGUCUAACCCAGCACAUCAGACCCAUCUGCCUGCCUUCCUCCACGUACUACUUCCCAUCAGGCCAAGAGGCUUGGAUCACCGGCUGGGGGACUACCCUGCAGGGAGAUGCUGCGACGGCCAUCCUCCAGAAGGCGGAAGUUAAGAUCAUCAACAGCUGGCUGUGUAAUAUUCUACUGAAUUACAGGGUCACAGGUAACAUGCUGUGUGCUGGAGUCCUUUCAGGAGGCGUGGACACCUGUAAGGGUGACUCCGGCGGGCCGCUGUCUGUCGCCAACUCCCGCGGGCGUUUUUUCCUGGCAGGUGUGACGAGCUGGGGCAAAGGCUGCGCUCGCAUAUACGCACCCGGCGUCUACACUCGGGUUACCAAAUACCGCAGCUGGAUAAAACAGAAGAUUGGAGUGUAGAAACUUACGGAUUACAGACAUUCCUCCUGGAAAUGGAAGCGGAUGUUGACAUUUUUUGAACUUUUUUUUUUAUGACCCUAAUACCAAAAAUGAUGACAUGCACAUUUACAAGGCAUCAAAUGCAGUAUUUUAACAGUUGAACUGUUACAUUAAGAUAAGAUGCUCAGUUGAAUGGCAGCACUAAUAACUGUCACAUAGAGAAAAAUAAGUUGUGAUCUCUAAUAAGAUUUAAAUAUAUUCACCUCAGCUGGCCUUUGAUUUUGCAGAUGUAAAAAUUGCAAACAAAUGUUUUAUAAACUAUAAAUAAUCCAGUAUGCACAAAUUCUAGAAAAAACAGGACCAAAUUUAUUAUCAGGUUGCAACAGCUCAAAACGUUGUUUUGGUAUUAAAAAUCUUUAAGGAGUAACUCGACAGGUACAGUGACGAUUUUACACCUCUGAGGCAUCAACAGAGUUAGAAGAGGAUGUAAAUGAAUCAUAUGUGACUUAAAGGCAAAAGAUAGUUUAUGCAGCCAUGAAUGCUCCAGGUGGGCAUUGUGUUGUACAGGGUGCAACUCCCAUAGGAGCACUUAGAAAUUCAUGCAUGACCAGUAUGACUGAGAAGCAGACAUAGUGCGGUACUGUAUCUUUUAAAAAUAUGUGAAAGAACAGCAACAUAGUUGUAGUUUGCUCGAAGUAUAUAUCCUAAUUACUCAAUUUAAUCUCAUAUAAAUAAACUAAAUGUGGUACUUAUGUGUGUUUACCCUAACUGAAUUCAAAACAUCUCCACCUCUCUGGGUAAUAUCGUCACUGUAUUUUUAUUAUUAUUUUUGAAUAUAUAUUUAAUAUUUAAAAAAAAAAACAUGUAUUCUUUUCUUACUCAUUAAGGGUUUUAUGUUUUACUGGAUGAUUUAUGCCAUUAGCAUUGUAUUUGAUCUGAUUGUAAUUUUCAUGAUGUUAAUUACAGAACGUCUGAGUAUUUAAUGACUUCAUAAUGGCCUCCUCAUAUAUUGUUUAGUCAUUAGUUAUUGAUCUACUCUUGCCACCUUGCUAAACUGAUCGAUUAAGUGGUUGAUUGUUGUCUGGUUUGACGUUUUCCAAGUUAUUCACAGGUGAUGUAGGCUGAACUUGAAAUAUGUAAUUCUUUAUCAAUGUCUUUACACUCUUUGAAUAAAAAUCUUUUUUAAUAUCACUGAAGAAGAUAU
Molecule: messenger RNA, 3835 nt
Organism: Oreochromis aureus
Lineage: Eukaryota; Metazoa; Chordata; Actinopteri; Cichliformes; Cichlidae
Product: suppressor of tumorigenicity 14 protein homolog
Exons: 20
Coding region: 151-2652 (833 amino acids)
Biological process (GO): acrosome reaction; proteolysis
Molecular function (GO): serine-type endopeptidase activity; protein binding
Source: RefSeq, a predicted model, not a curated record